GCGAAUUUACCAACACUGCAGAUAUUAUUAACAUAGAAAAAGGAAAACACAUAUUCUGCACGGUGUUGAAUUCCAUCAAUAAUUAAACAACAAACAAAAUGAAGAGAAAAACAAGUGAAAUCUGGUAUUUCUUUCGAGCCGUCGACGACACAUUUGCGCUAUGCAAUAUCUGCAAAGCGAAACUGUCGUACAAAACGACAACAACAAAUCUAAGUAAACAUAUGAACCGAAUGCAUCCCAAUGCAAAUGUCUCAGUGGCGUCGCCACAAACUGCCAAAUACAAAAUUGAGCAUCAAGUUGAUCGCCAUCGAGGUAAACCACGGAAUCCAGCACAAGAAAUUUUACUGCUAAACUUUAUCAAGAAGCACCCAGGAUUACUGAAAAAUCCAUCGUGGGAGAAUCGCAAUGCAUUUGAGGCACUUUGGGAUCAACUUGUGUCCGAAUUAAACGAAAAUGGACCGCCACAAAAAGAUGUAGCGACGUGGAAGAAGGCUUUGAAAGACUGGAAACGAUUCAUAAUUAAGAAAGUGGAGAAAAAUGAAAUGCACAAUAUUCCCUUGGCAACGGGAUUAAGUUCGGCUGAGGAAACGAUUGCCAGCUUAUGCCGUUUAAACGAUGAUGAUGUUAAUCAAAUCAUAAUAAACCAAUCGGACGAUGACCUACAAGACACAUCAAAUGCGACUUUUGAUAUGGACGAUGUGGAAGAUGUUGUGCCCGAGGAAGAGGAUCACAGUGCCCUACAAGAUGCUUCAGGAUUUGCGUAUGAAGCGGACGAUUGUAAAGAAGAUCUUGACAUUGAUCCAUUGUUUCUGCAAAGUGGCAAAAGAUCAUCUACAGGCAAAGAGAGAGGCAUUGAAAAGGAAUUCGAAACGAUAAGUAAAACAAUCAGUUCGGUCAACGAUACAACAAGUAGCACGCAAUUGGCGCUUAAAGAAUUCUGUGCGCUUUAUAAACAGAAAUUGAGUGAGGAUCGAAGGCACCAUUUGGCCGUGGAACAGUUGAUGGCCGAGAAGAUUGAGUUGAAGAAGAAACUAUUAGAAAUUGAACAAAGAAAACUUUUGAUGAAAUGACGAGAUAUAGCAAUUUUCUUUAUUUAACCUUAUUUUGUUAGCAUGUAAUUAGCAAAAACUAAGCUAUUUGUAUUAUGGCGCCUUUUCGUGUCUAGCUGAUUAUUUAAUAUGUUAUGUCUCAGAAAUAAGUCAAUUUAGUAAAGUUAAAAGUUAAAUCAAA
This is a messenger RNA of Drosophila sulfurigaster albostrigata, 1230 nucleotides long. RefSeq lists its product as uncharacterized. Gene Ontology annotation, molecular function: DNA binding. NCBI's taxonomy places the organism in Eukaryota, Metazoa, Arthropoda, Insecta, Diptera, Drosophilidae. The record is from RefSeq and is a predicted model, not a curated record. The transcript is spliced from 2 exons. Bases 99 to 1070 code for a protein of 323 amino acids.